Molecule: messenger RNA, 1341 nt
Organism: Fusarium graminearum PH-1
Lineage: Eukaryota; Fungi; Ascomycota; Sordariomycetes; Hypocreales; Nectriaceae
Exons: 1
Coding region: 1-1341 (446 amino acids)
Source: RefSeq, a predicted model, not a curated record
AUGGAUUCAACCAUCGCCAUCUGCACUAUGGACUCCUCCAUAGCUAUCACAGAGUUCAUAAUGAUCCUUGUCUGGACCUGCCUCGCCAACGCUUCGUAUCACACCACAAACAUACUGUAUGCUAAGUUCUUCACCUCCCUAGAGCUUAUCACCCAACUUGCCCAUGAGUCCGGCCUACAGUUUGCCCCUGGUCUUUUGGACAUUGUCCAAGCUCCCCUGCCCGUCACCAUUCGGUUUUUCAAAAGCCUUCCUGCCCCUCAGCUCGGUCAAUGGGGCGUCUACGUUAUUGUGCUUAAGAAGCAUGGUCACCGUCCCAAGGUCUAUAUUGGUUCCGGCACAUCCAAGUACGGCGUCCACACUCGGCUGAACCUGUACACCAACGGCCUGACCUAUAGGCUUCCUGUUGGUAUUGUGGCUGCUAUAGAAGAUGGGUGGAUGAUUACCCACCAAGGUCUUCUCUGCUGGAUUCUAAUGCCAGCCCCUGCUCUAUUUCCGCUUAAUCGCCUGCUAUUCCUUGCCCUUGAAGCCACUUUCGGUUUUGCAUUUUGGGCUAUGGAUUCGAAUAGGCAAUACGUUGCAAUGGACAAGGUCUGUCUUUGGCACCCCAGUGAUCUCGAAUACGACGGGAUCUGUUCUCAUUCAGCAUUGUCCGAAAGUGUUAGAGCCGACUUUGAUCUCACAGAAGAGGAACUAACAGCCCAUGCUGCGGAGCGCGAGAAGCGAGCCCGGGAACUCCAUGCUAUCAACGGUGCGAACUGGCAUUACGCGCAGAUGGCCUAUAACUACGACGAAUACUCAAGUGUUGCCUACGAAAAAAACCUGCGUCACAGGGCUGAACAUCCUAGAAGGCAUACGGCCCAAAACGCCAAGUACCGGUCACAGGCAGUUAUUGAGAAACGGUACCGUUGUGAGGAGUGUGACAUAUCAUAUACCUCAAUGGCCAUUCUCACGCGUCACUACAAGACAGACAAGCAUAAGGAUAGGCUGCUCGGCCUCAACAACAGCCACCCAUUUCGUUGUCACGUUUGCAAUUCAACCUAUCCCAGCUUUGUUAAUCUCUGCGUGCACAAUGAGUCUAAAACCCACAAGAAGAAUGUCGCAGCCGCUAUCGCUGCCGGUCAGACCGUUCAUCCCGACGCAUACAAGCUUCCUGCGCAUCGGACUAAGGGAAUCAACCCCAAGCAUAGCUACAUUUGCCAUGCUUGCACUUACAGUACUGAUCAACGCGAUACCUUCCUCCGCCAUCAGAAGUCACCAACACACAAGCAGAAAACAGCUGUUUUCGAAUCUGCCCAGGCUGCUGCUGAAGCGGCGGUCACUGCUGACAGUGUCGGCAUCUGA